UGUUCCAAAAUAUGUAACCUGAAAGGGUGAAGUAUCUCCUGCUCCAGUUAUUAUCGUGGCAGGCACAGUAAGGCUGGGAAACUCUAUUUGUGCCGAAUUAUCCGAGGCUCGUAUUUCGACCUACAUCAUCCUUCCAACCUUCUCAGCGCAACUAGCAAUGGAGGGGACGCUCAGCAACGGCACUUCGAUGCUGUAAUCCAACAUCAUCAGUCAUCUAGUGCAGUGCGGAUCACAAACCAUGAAAAUUGUCAUCGUGGGCGGUGGCAUCUCAGGGCUGACGGCGUACCUGGCCCUGCAGAAGCACCUCCCCAAGCCCGCACCGCCGGCCCCCGACCACGAAUACACAAUCUACGAGCCCUACAACACCUCUCCAGCGACCACGUCUCACGAGCGAGCGCAGGUUGCCACACACUCUUCGACCCUGACCGUGGGGGGUGGGCUCGGUGUCGGCCCCAACGGGCUCCACGUGCUCCACCGGCUGGACGCCGAUCUGCUGCGCGACGUCGUGAGCAGUGGAUACAUGAUCGACCACAGUAAUCUGAAAAGCAAGCACGGUCGUCUCCUCGUGAAGCUAGAAUCAUCGGGGACAGGUGGCCGUCCCCAGGGCCCAGACCAACGGCUGCGUAUGCACAUGCUCGCAAUCAGCCGCCAUGCGCUCUGGAGCCGUCUACGUCGCGCGUUACCAGACACGGUGAUCGUCAACAAACGUGUUUCGCAGGUUAUCGCCGUCGCGGAAGGGCCAAAUCUCGUCAGCUUCGACGACGGCAGUCCUCCCGUGCAGGCGGACCUGGUGAUCGGGGCUGACGGGCUGAAAAGCACGGUUAAGCAUGCGCUAUUUGCCGAGGCGGAGGCGGAUCCAUAUCCCCCGCAUUACGACAGAGGCCUCGUGGGCGUUGGGGGCUUCAUCCCAGCAGACAGCGUCAACCACCUCGUCGAGACGGGGUCAAUGAACUUCAUCUUCGGCGGGAACGGCUUCUUCGGCUACUUCUACGCGGAAAGUGCGAGCUCGGACCGGAAUCGUGCUUCGCCGUGUCAUGUCUCGCAACCGGGGGAUCUGUUGGCGUGGUGGUCGACGUACGCGAUCGAGAAGAGUCCCCCCGACUCCAGAAGCAUUGAUACAGAAGAUGUCACUCGACAGUUGCGGGAGCGCUACGCCCACUGGACGGAUCCAGUGGUCCAGAGGAUCGUUCGUGAGAUCCGCGUGGAGAGUAUGUGGCCGACCUGGACCUCGCCGCAGCUGCCGACCUGGGAGCGGGACGGGAUCGUGCUGAUCGGCGAUGCCGCACAUUCGCUGCCCCCGACGUCGGGGCAGGGGUCGUCGCAGGCUUUGGAGGAUGUCGAGGCUUUGGUUAUGUUCCUUUCGCAUCAGAUGCGGCGGGUGUAUGCUGAGGAGAGCCAGCCCUUUAGUGUCAGGGUGGAGAAGGAAGCCAUCAAGGUUGCUGCGAAACAGUAUGAGGCGAUGAGACGGCCGAGGGUGGAAGCUAUCCUCGCGAGGGCGAAGAAUAUGCAGGACCGGAAGCGCGAUAUGGGGUUUGUGCAGGAGUAUGUGAUGUAUGCGUUUAUGUGGCUCAUGGGUUGCUUUCCAAGUGUCUUCAGGGAGCAGCAAGAGGCGUUGUUCGAGUAUGAUUUGCCGGGUGAUGUGGAGAGGGUUCUAGCGAGGGAUGUGUGAAUGGGAGCUGGAGGGGGAAUACUUUGGGGAAACAGCCGCCCUAUAUGCGCUAUGACGGUCGCUUGCGAGCUGCCA
This is a messenger RNA of Aspergillus aculeatinus CBS 121060, 1744 nucleotides long. Its product is annotated as FAD-dependent oxidoreductase. The coding region runs from base 239 to 1669 and encodes 476 amino acids. The transcript has 3 exons. The record is from RefSeq and is a predicted model, not a curated record. Lineage: Eukaryota; Fungi; Ascomycota; Eurotiomycetes; Eurotiales; Aspergillaceae. Gene Ontology annotation, molecular function: FAD binding; monooxygenase activity.